This is a messenger RNA of Verticillium nonalfalfae, 5580 nucleotides long. RefSeq names its product guanine nucleotide exchange protein for ADP-robosylation factor (gene SEC7). Lineage: Eukaryota; Fungi; Ascomycota; Sordariomycetes; Glomerellales; Plectosphaerellaceae. Gene Ontology annotation, molecular function: guanyl-nucleotide exchange factor activity. The transcript is spliced from 2 exons. The record is from RefSeq and is a predicted model, not a curated record. The coding region runs from base 1 to 5580 and encodes 1859 amino acids. Gene Ontology annotation, biological process: regulation of ARF protein signal transduction.
AUGAGCUCCGUCAAGUUUCUGGUCGCCUCCUUGGAGGCCAUCGCCGCAUCCAAGGAGGCCCAGCGACACAAGCAGCUCUCCGAGUCGCUGCAAAAGACCCUCGAAGCCGUCAAAGAAGCCGACCCCCAGCUGCCCGACCCCGAAGUCGUCUUUGCGCCUCUGCACCAGGCCACCAAGACGGGCAACACCCAUCUCAUCACGAGCGCCCUCGAUUGCAUCGGAAAACUCAUUUCCUAUUCACACUUCUCCGCGCCCCCGGCCGCCGCCGCUUCCGAAGAUGGUGGGGGAGAAAAGGAGACCGACGGCGAGCAGCCACCACCCCUCAUCGAGCGGGCCAUCGAUACCAUCUGCGGAUGCUUCCAGGGCGAGACGACCCCCGUCGAGAUACAGCUGCAGAUCGUCAAGUCGUUGCUGGCCGCCGUGCUGAACGACAAGAUCGUCGUCCACGGCGCCGGCCUCCUGAAGGCCGUGCGCCAGGUCUACAACGUCUUCCUCCUGUCGCGGAGCACUGCCAACCAGCAGAUGGCGCAGGGCACUCUGACGCAGAUGGUCGGUACCGUCUUCGAGCGAGUCAAGACCCGACUGCACAUGAAGGAGGCGCGCCUCAACCUGGCCAACACGAAGAACAGCUCCAGCAACAUCACAUUCGACCCCGCCGAACAAGCCAACUCGGUCAACGGAUCGGGAGAGAAGAGUGCCGAGGCAGAGGAGGAGGACAGCGCCAACGACGUCGCCAGCGAUGUGGCCGCCGUGCCGGCGCCGGCCCCCGAUGCCCAGGCCACGCAGGCCAAGCUGACCCUGAAGGAUCUCGAGACGAGGAAGAGCUUUGACGAUUCGACCCUCGGCGAAGGCCCUACCAUGGUCACCCAGAUCAAGCCGGCCAAGAUGGAGCGCACCGAGUCGCAGUCGUCGGCCAAGGAAGAGGACAAUUACGACGAGCUCGAAGCCGAGGACGAGGUCUACAUCCGCGACGCCUACCUCGUCUUCCGAUCCUUCUGCAACCUGUCCACCAAGGUCCUGCCUACCGAGCAGCUGUACGAGGUCCGCGGCCAGCCCAUGCGCUCCAAGCUCAUCUCCCUCCACCUCAUCCAUACCCUCAUGAACAACAACAUUACUGUCUUCACCUCCCCCCUUUGUACCAUCAGGAAUUCCCGGACCGACGAAGUGACGACGUUCAUACAAGCGAUCAAGUACUACAUCUGCCUGAGCGUGACCCGCAACGGAGCUAGCUCGGUCGAUGGCAUCUUUACUGUCUGCGCCGAGAUUUUCUGGCUCGUGCUCAAGUUCAUGCGGGAGCAGUUCAAGCUCGAAAUUGCCGUCUUUUUGAACGAGAUCUAUCUUGCCUUGCUGGCAAGGCGGACCGCCCCGGCCUCACAGAAGGCCACGGUCGUCACCAUUCUCAACAGGUUCUGCGCCGACUCGAGGGGUCUUGUUGAGGUGUAUCUGAAUUACGACUGCGAAGGCAACGUCGACAAUCUCUUCCAGACCAUCAUUGAGGAUCUGUCCAAGUACUCGACAGCAGCAGUCCCCAUCACACCCGGCCAGGAGCAGCAGUAUGAAGAGAAGGCCGCGAGGACGCCGUCGCCCGGCGAGUGGCAGCUUCGCCCCAUUCUGCCACCGCCUCUGUCUGUCGCGCAGAUAGUCCCGCAUGCCGAGCCCGAGUCGGAGAUUCCCAAGGAGUACGUCAUCAAGCGCGUUGCGUUGGACGCUCUCGUCGAGUCGCUGCGCUCCAUGGUCGAUUGGUCUGGAUCUGUCAGGACAGACAGGAAUACAGACGGGCUCCGUGCCGAUGGCGAUGUGGACGCCCGACUUUCUGAGGACCUGCGACCGUCGAUCGACCCCAGCGUGAGCGAGAGCCACUCUCGUGUUGACACCCCUACAGCGCCGAGUACGCCCAUGUUUGAGGACGACCCCGCCCACCUGGAAAAGGUGAAGCAGAGGAAAACGGCCCUCAACAACGCCAUCAAACAGUUCAACUUCAAACCGAAGAGAGGUAUCGCCAUGCUGAUCAAGGAAGGGUUCAUCGCAAGCGACAGCCCCGAAGACAUUGCCAAGUUCCUCAUCCAGGAAGAUCGUCUCGACAAGGCCCAGAUCGGUGAAUAUCUCGGCGAGGGCGAGCCCAAGAACAUUGAGAUCAUGCACGCCUUUGUCGACACCAUGCAAUUUACCAAGAGGCGCUUCGUGGACGCGCUGCGUACGUUCUUGCAAUCGUUCCGUCUCCCUGGUGAGGCCCAAAAGAUUGAUCGUUUCAUGCUCAAGUUUGCGAACCGAUACGUCAUGGGCAACCCCAAUGCAUUCGCCAACGCAGACACGGCCUACGUCUUGGCCUACUCUGUCAUUCUCCUGAAUACCGAUUUGCACAGCACCAAGAUCGCCAGGCGGAUGAGCAAAGAAGACUUUAUCAAGAACAACCGUGGCAUCAACGACGAUGCCGACUUGCCGCCCGAAUAUCUGCUUCAAAUUUACGACGAGAUCGAGAGCAACGAGAUUGUUCUCAAGAGCGAGCGGGACGCUGCCGCCAUGGCGGGCAACGCUCCGCCGACGUCAACAGGUAUCGCCGCAGGUCUCGGACAGGCACUGUCGAACAUGGGCAGGGAUCUGCAGAGGGAAGCCUACGUGCAGCAGUCUGUGGAGAUCGCGUCGCGGUCGGAACAGCUGUUCAAAAACCUUCUCAAGACGCAGCGCCGCAAUGCCCAGCGUGCUGGCGUCAAGUUCAUGCCCGCGACAUCCUUCCAGCACAUCGGUCCCAUGUUCGACGUGACCUGGAUGUCCUACUUCUCGGCUCUGUCCAACCAGAUGCAGAAGGCGCAAAACAUUGAGGUCAACAAGCUGUGCCUUGAGGGCAUGAAGCUGGCUACCAAGAUUGCCUGCUCUUUCGACCUCUCUACGCCUCGUGAGGCUUUUGUCUCGGCUCUGAGGAAUAUCACCAACAUCAACAACCCACAGGAGAUGCAUGCCAAGAACAUUGAGGCUCUGAAGGUCAUCCUCGAGCUCGGUCAGACCGAGGGUGAUCUUCUACGGUCAUCGUGGAAGGACGUCCUGCUCUGCAUCAGUCAGCUGGACCGACUGCAGCUCAUUUCUGGCGGUGUCGACGAAAAUGCCAUCCCGGAUGUGGCGAAUGCGCGAUUCGAACGGCAAGGCACAAACGAUUCGCGCAAAUCGACCCACGGGCGGCGUCCUGGUCGCCCGCGCGCCGGCACCGGUCCGCAGGGAUUCUCCAUCGAGGUCGCGCAGGAGGCGCGGUCGGACGCGGUCGUCAAGGCUGUUGACCGCAUCUUCGCGAACACGGCCAGCCUGAACGGCGAGGCCAUUGUCCACUUUACGCGCGCGUUGACCGAGGUCAGCUGGGAUGAGAUUCGCGUUUCUGGCUCCAACGAUUCGCCGAGGACCUACAGCUUGCAGAAGAUUGUCGAGAUUGCCUAUUACAACAUGUCGCGUGUUCGUUUUGAGUGGACGAACAUUUGGGAGGUCAUGGGCGAACACUUCAACCGCGUCGGCUGCCACAACAACACGAAUAUUGUCUUCUUCGCCCUCGACUCGCUGCGUCAGCUGUCGAUGAACUUCCUCGAGAUUGAGGAGCUGCCCGGUUUCAAGUUCCAGAAGGACUUUCUCAAGCCUUUCGAGCACAUCCUGUCGAACGCCCAGAACAUCACAGUCAAGGAUAUGGUCCUGCGGUGCUUGAUCCAGAUGAUCCAGGCCCGCGGCGACAACAUCCGGUCCGGCUGGCGGACCAUGUUUGGCGUCUUCACCGUGGCCGCGCGCGAGCAGCACGAGGCCAUUGUCAACUUGGCGUACGAGAACGUCAGCCAGGUUUACAAGACCAAGUUUGGCGUUGUCAUAUCGCAGGGCGCGUUCACUGAUUUGAUUGUCUGCUUGACGGAGUUCUCCAAGAACAUGAAGUACCAGAAGAAGAGCCUGCAGGCCCUCGAAGCACUGAAGUCGAUCAUGCCACGCAUGCUCAAGACGCCAGAGUGCCCCUUGUCGCACAAGAACGGAUACGCGCCGCCGGCCGAGAACCCGAAAGCCCAGGAUGCUCUGCAGCGUUCGCAGACGAAGACGUCAGUCGAGGAGGGCUAUUGGUUCCCCGUGCUGUUUGCCUUUCACGAUGUCCUCAUGACGGGCGAGGACCUCGAGGUGCGAUCCAAUGCGCUGGAGUACUUCUUUGAGGCGCUGCUGAAGUACGGCGGCGAGUUCCCGCCCGAGUUCUGGGACAUACUUUGGCGCCAGCAACUGAACCCGAUCUUCAUGGUUCUCCGCUCAAGACCCGAUCUCAACAGUGCGCUCAACCACGAGGAACUUUCCGUUUGGUUGUCGACGACGAUGAUCCAGGCGUUGCGCAACAUGAUCACACUGUUCACGCACUACUUCGAAGCUCUGGAGUGCAUGCUCGACCGGUUCCUCGAGCUGCUCGCUCUGUGCAUCUUCCAGGAGAACGACACCAUCUCGCGCAUCGGCAGCAACUGCCUGCAGCAACUGAUCCUGAAGAACGUCAAGAAGUUCACAGCCGGACACUGGACUGAGAUUGUGGGGUCAUUCUGCAAGCUGUUUGCUGCGACAACGGCCACGCAACUCUUCUCGCCGACAACCGUCAACUCAUCGGCGUCGCUCGAGCUGCCCACCAAUGGCCUGGACUUUACCGGGCCGCUGGUCGUCGACCCGGAGGAGCCAAUCAACGAAAAGUCGCUCGAGAUUAACGGCCAUAACAAGAACGGUACCGACGCCGACGCACCUGCCACCGAGUCUACCGAGGAGGGCGCCGAUGAGGACGAUCUCAAGACGCCUACUGCGACGAACCUACCCCAGGCUCCCCUCGAGGACUACAAGCCGGCAUCCAACUUGCAGCAGCAGCCCGUCGUCGUGACGGCCGCGCGCCGGCGCUACUUCAACCAGAUCAUCUCCCGCUGCGUGCUCCAGCUGCUCAUGAUCGAGACGGUCAACGAGCUGUUCAGCAACGACACUGUGUAUGCGCAGAUCCCGACGACGGAGCUCCUGACCCUCAUGGCGCUCCUCAAGCGGUCGUACCUGUUCGCGCGUCGGUUCAACGCCGACAAGGAGCUGCGCAUGCGCCUCUGGCGCGAAGGGUUCAUGAAGCAGGCGCCGAACCUGCUGAAGCAGGAGUCGGGCGCGGCGGCGACGUACGUGGCCAUUCUGUUCCGCAUGUACGCCGACAACAGCGCCGAGCGGGCGGCGGCGCGGCCGGACAUUGAGAAGGCGCUCGUGCCGCUCUGCAAGGACAUCAUCGGGGACUUUGUCGCGCUCGAGGAGGAGAGCCAGCACAGGAACAUCUUGGCGUGGCGGCCGGUCGUCGUGGACGUGCUCGAAGGGUACGCGGCGUUCCCGGAGGAGGCGUUCGAGGGCCACGUCAAGGAGUUUUACCCCAUGGUCGUCGAGCUGCUGGGCAAGAACCUCUCGUCGGAGCUCCGGGCGGCGCUGCUCCUCGUGCUGCGGCGCGUGGGCGAGGUGGGGCUCGGCAUCGAGGGCAUGGCGAGCCGCAGCGGGGACAAGGAGAGGCGGGAGAGCGUUGCGACUGUCACGACGGAGGGGGAGUAUCACAAGGCGGGCACGCCGAAGAUCGGGUGA